This is a messenger RNA of Danaus plexippus (monarch butterfly), 1659 nucleotides long. RefSeq lists its product as uncharacterized. The record is from RefSeq and is a predicted model, not a curated record. The transcript has 2 exons. Bases 1 to 1659 code for a protein of 552 amino acids. Gene Ontology annotation, molecular function: RNA-DNA hybrid ribonuclease activity; nucleic acid binding. NCBI's taxonomy places the organism in Eukaryota, Metazoa, Arthropoda, Insecta, Lepidoptera, Nymphalidae.
AUGCUUGACCAUUCCGGCUCCAGGGUGUCUAAGACCAUGUCCAAGGGCUGCAUUCAGGGUUCGACCUGUGGCCCUCACCUAUGGAAUAUUAUCCUCGAUGAGCUCCUGGAAAUCGAGCUGCCUCCGGGCUGUCAACUCCAGGCCUUCGCGGACGAUGUUCUGCUGGUUGCAUCAGCGAAAACCGCGUCUGAUUUGCAGGUUAACAUUAACUCUGCACUUCACACAAUCACCGGCUGGGGCAAAGGAGUCAAGCUCUCUUUUAGCCCCGCCAAGACACAGGCUUUAGCAUUCAGCGCCAAAGCCAAACAAAUACUCAUCACCAUGGACUCGCACACAAUUCACUUCCAGAAGAGCAUCAAGUUCCUUGGUGUGAUUCUGGAUGAUAAACUUAACUUUCGCGAACACAUCAACCACAUCGUCUACAAAGCAACAAAAAUUUUCAACAGACUCUCCUUCUUCUGCAGACAUACAUGGGGGGCCCACCCAGAAAACAUACGCAUUAUAUACUUGCAGGUGAUCCAGCCUAUCAUUACAUACGCAGCCGGAGUGUGGGGACAUGUGGCCGAUAAGAAGUGCGUGAGGAAGAAACUCCUGUCUAUGCAGAGAGCCUUCGCCCUAAAGGCCAUCAGAGGAUUCAGGACAGUGUCCACCUCUGCUGCUCUCGCACUCGCCCUGUUCACCCCCUGGAUCUUAAGGUCAAAGAGGCGAACCGGGUCGAAGCUACGCGCCUCACCGGCUCGUCCCCACUACUUCCGGCUCACAUCACACUGGAGUCUCCAACUCCUCCACAUCUUCUCCUUCAUCCAGCCCACAGACAUACAUACGACUCACACACGUUCUGGACCCAAAACGAGGUCCAGGAAUUUCAGUCAAGAGCUCACCCUAACACCACCCACACCUUCACCGAUGGGAGCAAACUUGAGGAUGGCUGAGCUUCUAGCCAUCCUAAAAGCUUGCGAAUGGGCCUCUUCCAACCAACAUACACGCACGGUUAUUUAUUCAGAUAGCAGCGCUGCCAUUCUCGCCAUCCAGAACCGCAGCAACACACACCCCUUGGUUGCGAAAAUACACUCGACAGUACACCACACGUCCGGGUCCAUCGAGUUCGCGUGGGUCAAGGCCCACGUGGGCAUAGUGGGGAAUGAGGCUGCAGACACCGCUGCCAAGCGGGCGGCUAAGCUCCACAAAGCCCCGGACUACACACAAUUUCCCAUCACCUUUAUAAAACACUAUACACGAUCACUCCACGCCUCAGUCUGGCAGUCUCGAUACGAGAGCGAGCCACAAGGACAACACACUAAACAACACCUCCCUACAAUUAAACACAUCAUUAAAUUACACUCACUUGCUCACAACACAUUCACACUUACCCAGACACUUACAGGACACGCCUACACAAAACAAUAUUUACACAGGGUUAAGGUCACGGAGGAUGCUGUCUGUCCGUGCGAUGGCACCACGGUGCAGUCAAUGGGUCACGUGCUCGAGGACUGCCCGCGGUUCAUCGCCCCGAGAUCCGACCACCAGAUUAUCUGCAGCCACGCCGGGGUCUCUCCGUUCAACAUGGCCUCCCUUCUGGAGGACAAAGAAGCAACCAUAUCCUUCAUUAAAUUUUCCGAAUACAUUAUCAACCACCUCAAAGCUUUUAACAACACUUAA